AGAGGUGGAGAGCGAUGGAGAGAUGGAGUCGCACUACCCAUCUCCCCACUUGAUGGCCACUGAUAGCUGCCGAUGCACGAGAGCUAGCUAGGCCAAAAAAAGUGGCAAAAUUCUGUGCUCCGUAUGUGUACAAAUUUGUACCGGUACCAAAUUUCCCAAGAAAUAUGUGAGGUUAGAGCAGAUGCGAUGGCCUCGUGCUACUAGGUACCACACUAAGAGAGAGGGAGACUAGCACCAGCAGGCUAGGCACAAGCAGCAAACUGCAACUGCCGCUGCAGCUGCAUGCGUUUGUACUUGGUGAUGAGAGAGAGGGUGCUUUAAGCUUAGUCGUCCCCUCGGCUCAUACAUGAUACAUGCAUGGUCCCCCCCCCCCCCUCCCUCCUCCCACCGGCAUCCUCUCCUCUUCGACCUUACGAUGCCCCCAUGCUCUUAAAACCACACCAGCUAGUAGCCAAAUUCUCGAGCUUCACACACAUACACACAUAGCAAGCUUGUCGCUACAGAACCUACGACGUAGAAUUCUUUGUGGAAGCAGCCGGCCAUGGCCAAACCGCAGGACGUGCGCAGCGUCGACUCGUUCUCGCAGCUGCCGUUCGUCCGGCCGGCGCCGGCGCCGCAGCAGCCGCGGGACACCAUCCGUCUGUUCGGCUGCGAGUUCUCCAACGACCAGCAGAUGCAGGCCAAGGAGGCCGCGGCCGACGGCAGCACGGUCACUUCCGAGAGCAACGCCAGGAGCGGCGGCGCGACGGCGGAGAGGAAGUUCGAGUGCCACUACUGCUGCCGCAACUUCCCGACGUCGCAGGCGCUGGGCGGGCACCAGAACGCGCACAAGCGCGAGCGCCAGCACGCCAAGCGGGCCAACCUCCAGGCCUCCCUCGCCAUGCACCGCUACGUGCCCGGCCACAUGUACGGCAUCUUCAACCACCACCACCUCGGCCGCUUCGACCAGCCGACGCCGCUGCCGCCCCCGUCGCCGGCGCCGGCGAUGUGGACGAGUGCCAAUCCGGGACCCUACGGCGGCGGGACAGGCUCCAUGUCGCAGCCUAUUAACGGUAGUCCGGUGCCGGGGCUCUGGAGGAUGCCGCCGCCGUUGGAGAAUUUCGGCACGGCCGGCCGGCACAGCGCUGACACGGCUAUGGUGGUGAGACCAGCAGGGGCGCUAGGAUGCAAGGACGACAAGGUGGUGAUGAGCUUGCUGUCGUCGUCGCCCUCGUUCUUGUCAUGCUCGUCCACGUCGCCGGAGAAACUAGGUAGGUGUGAAUUGGGAUUGAAGGAGAGUGUUAGCUUGGAUCUUCAUUUGUAAUUUUUGUUUAGGUUUUUUUUCUUGUGGAUUAGCGGUUGCAAGUGUAUGUUAAUUCUCAUAGUUCUUAAAUAAUCUCGAUCUUUUUACCGUCUGA
Molecule: messenger RNA, 1397 nt
Organism: Phragmites australis (common reed)
Lineage: Eukaryota; Viridiplantae; Streptophyta; Magnoliopsida; Poales; Poaceae
Product: zinc finger protein 8-like
Exons: 1
Coding region: 542-1303 (253 amino acids)
Biological process (GO): trichome differentiation; trichome morphogenesis; response to gibberellin
Molecular function (GO): DNA-binding transcription factor activity
Source: RefSeq, a predicted model, not a curated record